This is a messenger RNA of Gracilinanus agilis (Agile Gracile Mouse Opossum), 3990 nucleotides long. It is a transcript of the gene TMEM248, whose product is annotated as transmembrane protein 248. Bases 349 to 1302 code for a protein of 317 amino acids. The record is from RefSeq and is a predicted model, not a curated record. NCBI's taxonomy places the organism in Eukaryota, Metazoa, Chordata, Mammalia, Didelphimorphia, Didelphidae. The transcript has 9 exons.
GGGCGGAGGCGGCUGCCGCGGCCUGGGCCUGUCAGCGUCCGGGGGCCUCCGAGCGGAGCGGGGAACGAUAGGCAGGAGCGGGCCGGGGGGAGAAUGGUGCAGAGCGGCCCUGUGCCCGCGUCCGCCCCGCUGCCUCCGCCGCUGCUGUUGCGUGUAUACGCGGCCCGUUAGCGAAACCUCCAUCCCGGCCCACCGGCCAGCCAGCGGAGGGACGCCUUCAGAGAAGAUCACAAGUUCCUAUUGAGAGACUUAAUCCUCCGGACUGGGUCACUACUUUGAUUUCAGAGUCUGAAGAGAAUCCUCCUUGCUGGAGAAAAACAGAACUGAUUCAGGAGUCAAGUGGAACUAAUGAGAAUAAUGUUUACCAUCAACCCUUUGGAGAACCUGAAGGCCCACAUCAGCAGUCGCCCUCCACUGGUCGUCUUUAUGGUCAGCGUGAGUGCCAUGGCCAUUGCUUUCUUGACCCUCGGCUAUUUCUUUAAAAUAAAGGAGAUCAAGUCACCAGAAAUGGCAGAGGAUUGGAACACUUUUCUUCUGAGGUAUAAUGACUUGGACUUGUGUGUUUCGGAGAAUGAAACUUUAAAGCAUCUCCUGAAUGACACUGCCACCUCAGAGACUGCAGUGACCAGUGGGCAGGCUCGGUCAGCCACCCAGGCACCUCAGGCCGUCGAAGACUCCGGUCCAACCAACAUUUCUGUUGCUAUCACUCUGACCUUGGAUCCGUUAAAGCCCUUUGGAGGGUAUUCCCGAAAUGUCACACACCUGUAUUCCACCAUUUUGGGCCAUCAGAUUGGGCUUUCAGGUAGAGAAGCCCAUGAGGAGAUCAAUAUUACGUUUACUCUGCCUGCAGCUUGGAACUCUGAUGACUGUGUGCUCCAUGGUCACUGCGAGCAGGUGGUCUUCACUGCCUGUAUGACUCUCACAGCUGCUACCACUGUGUUUCCUGUCACCAUACAACCACCACAUUGCAUUCCGGAAACCUACAGCAACGCCACACUUUGGUAUAAAGUCUUCACCACCGCCAGAGACCCAAAUACAAAAUAUGCCCAGGAUUACAAUCCUCUCUGGUGUUACAAAGGGGCCAUCGGGAAGGUCUACCAUACUCUAAAUCCCAAACUCACUGUCAUUGUACCAGACGAUGAUCGGUCCCUGAUAAACCUGCAUCUCAUGCAUACCAGUUAUUUCCUCUUUGUGAUGGUGAUUACCAUGUUCUGCUAUGCUGUCAUCAAGGGCAGGCCAAGCAAACUUCGACAAAACAAUGCGGAAUUCUGCCCAGAAAAGGUGGCUUUGGCUGAAGCCUAGUCCUGUGACUCCCCUUUUCUGUGAGUGACCGAAAGAACCGCAAUCGUUGCCUGCUGAGCCCAGCCUGUAUCUGGACACUCUGUGAAUAUAUUAUCUGGCAAUGUUGGGUUAUUCCAACCAAAGACAUUUCAAGUGCCUGUUAAUUGAUUUGUACAUAUUUAUAAAAGAAAACAAUAUAUUCAGAAGCUGGUCAGAUGAUGCACUCACUUCGCACCGGGGUGCGACCAGAACCUUUCAAUCUUUUACCUGUGGACUUCACCACCGCUGCCGCUGUGUGUUUGUGUAAAUAGGGUAAUAAUGUGGCUACAUCUCGCCUGGCUGGAGGCGUCAGAGCUGGGGACAAUGCCUUGGCAAAUGUCUCAGAGGAUACAGAUUCUUCAUCGGGGGCUGUUUGAGUUUGGUUUUUGUUUUAGCCCAGCAGUAGUAUGCGUACAGUGGGGUUUGAAGCUGUCUGCACCUUUGAUAGGAUAUUCCAUUUCCAAAGCCACUGAUCCAGAGUGGUUUUGUGGCUUAAUAAGGAUAACAAUAAUAAUAAUAAUGCCCGUUCUUCAGUUCGCUCUUUGCUUGCAAGAAAAGAUAUCCAUCUUUCUAGGUUUGUUCUUUUUCUUUUUGUGAGGGGGAGGAAGAAGAAAAAUUUUAAAAUACAUAUUCACGUUUUAGUACUGCAGUAGUUAGGACAAACCUGUGCUUUUAUCCCAAGUAAAGCAAAUAUCUUUAAAAGAUGAAUCCCUUUGAGUCAUCCCAUGUUAAAGUGCUAAGUUUCAUUUUUUGUGUGGGGACUGUGGAAAGAUAUGGCCUUGUUGGCCUUUGUGGCCGGAUGCUUCACAGUCAUUUUUUCCUUCCUCUCUUGGCCUCUUUCCCUUUUGAAAUGAAAAAGUGGCUUCCUUGUUCCAAGGAGCUGAGCCAUGUCACCCUCUGGCCUGAGGGGCUGAGAGGAAAUCUGGGCCUGAACGAAACAAGAAGAUAAGGAGUUGAGCUCAUCCCUCCUCAUUCUCAUCCAGGGCAGCUUCAGGAAGCAGAAUUGCACAUCAUGAAUUGGUAACACUGAAAAGAACAUGUUUGUGACUGAUUUUCAUUCCUCUUCCCUCGAUGAAAGCCAGAUGAGUCUUGGUUCUCCCAUGACACUUUGUUCAUCUCAUUUUUUUCCCUUGAUUUUCCUUCUCUCAUUGUGGUUUGAUUUUUUUUUCUCCCCCUUUUUUAAAAAAGAAUUUGUAUUACCUUUUCUAACACUCUCUUCUUAUGUUUCCUCCUCAGUCUGCAAGAAGGGAGAACAUUUUAUAAACUUUCCCUACUCAUCUGAAAUGUGGGUCACCUUGAUGACCUUUCAUAAUUAAGGACCUUUAAUGUAUUGCCUUGGAAAGAGCAGCCCAUAUUCUUUCCUUUAAUCCUGGGUCCUCAGACUUAGCUAGUUUGGCCUCAAGACUCUGUCCCAGACUCCCUUAGAUGGAAAGCUGCUGUGGGCUUUUUCCCAGAAGACUGUUCCGACAGGCCAUCGCAGGAAUGUGCUGUUUCAGUGUUUCUCCUGAGUACAUUUCAAGCACAAUAAUCAUCUUUUUCUGAUAGACAAUGUUUUUUCUCUAUGGUAUUUGUUGCUGACGUGACGCAUGGGUAACUUGUUGAAUGUAGGUUUCUUUCUGGAGACCUUGAGCUCCAGACAGGAGCAGAUUCGGAAAUCACUCUUAGGCUUGAUUUCCAGAAAUGUCUUAUCAUUAAAAGGCUUCCAGAUUUUAGUUGAAGCUGCUACUGACUUAGAAUCCUGAUGAAGUGAAGCUAUAUGAAUAGAUUUAUAGCUGGUGUAUGUAUGUGUGUAUGUGUGUGUCUCUCGAGUGUGUGUUUAGGGGUGGGAGAUGCAGCCGAAAAAAUUUAUCUGAUUUGUUCUGCUCUCAGUUUUGUCAGAUAUGUAUAUAUGUUGCAGAUAAUUGAUAUUUUAAUUGAAGGGAGUGGGGUGGAGUGGGGAAUUGAUAGCCAAGGUAAGAAAUGAAGUCAAGAAUGGUGCUAGGAAGUGCCAAAAAAUACCCCGAGAAUCCAACCUUGCUUAAGGUAAGAGUGGAAAAUAACCAAUGUUCAUUAUUUAGUCAAACAAGCACCUGUCAAAGGGUAGCAGGUUGGAGAAGAUGGGCCCCUGGGGCAAUUGAAGGGCUGAGCAGAGAGGCAGCUUCCAGGCUAUGGCUGAGAUCUUGAGGAAAUGGAGGCUUCCUUGGAACUCCUCAAAGGCAGGGACACCCAUUCAUACCAUGGGAUUGACUCCUCAGGCUGGUGUCUCUUCCUUGAGACUCGCUCUUGGGUCUGGUAGGGUGGGGGGUGGGGUGCAGCCCCUUGGAGGGGCCCUCAAAUGUGGCUGCUAGAAGGUCAAGGACUUAAACGUCAGAGUGGUGGUUUCGGAUCAUAUUGAUCUCCUUUUUUGUUCCCUUUCACCGUGUGACUUGAAUCCGGCUCGAUUCUCUUGGUAAGUGUUUUUUUCCUGUAGUUAGCAAACUGUUGUCUAUCUUUUGGCAUCCUGUAGAGAGUCAGAGCCUUGGCUGUUGAUCAUCUUUUAGGUCAAUGCCCAAACGGCCGGAUGAUCCCAUUCACUUCUCUCGUUGCAUGAUGGCUAGUAGUUGAUCCGGUAAUGGCAUUCUCUGCUAGGUUAAUUUUCUGUGUUUGUAAGAUGUGCAUAUAUGCUUUACUGAAUAAAAACACCUGAGUUUA